AUGGCCGCACUAGCACUGCCGAUAACUGCGCUCAGUGUGUUUCUGACGCGACAAGAACAACAGCGCGAGCAAGAGGGUGAGCGCAAGAAGCAAGAUAGCGAUGACUUUCUCACCAAGUACGGUAUGCGGGGGGGAGGCGGUGGAGGAGGAGAAGGUACGACCGCCACACCCAACACGCCCACCAUGCAGCACAAAUCGCCCAGCGACGACUGCGAUAUACUAAUGCUUGGCAGUGGCUGGAUAUCAAAUUUCGCCGUGCCUGUGCUUGUCAGCAAGGGGUAUACUCUGAGUGCGACGACGCGGCAACCGGUCCAAGGCGACACGUUUGAGAGGAUAGCAUUUGAUUAUGGAGGAGGUGAUGGAGACGAUGAAUCAGACACGACGCUCGAUGAUCAGAUUCGCGCUCUGCCCACAGCACGCACGGUCGUCAUAGUGUUCCCGCUGCGCGGCGCUAAGCGGAGUGCGCGGCUAGUGGACAGCUACACGCGACUGAAGGGAGCUGCUCAAUGGAUCCAGUUAGGCAGCACUGGUAUCUGGGGAAGUAGCGGCGUUGGCGAGACGGUGUGGAUCGAUCGCCAUUCUCCUCCUACGCCCACCAACGAGCGUUUCAUCGCUGAACAGGAACUCCUCUCCCUCUCAACGCCCUCCUCCCCGACUACCGUCCUCAACCUCGCCGGCCUCUAUGGACAGGAACGCAAGCCGUCUAAUUUUCUCAAGCGGUUGCAAGAUAAACUCGAGAUCAAGGGCAGUGUGCAUUUCAUUCAUGGCGUUGACGCCGCUCGAGCUAUUCUCCUCCUUCAUCAACACUUCACUCCUGGUCAGAGGUGGCUGCUCACUGACGGACGCGUGCACGAUUGGUGGGCUGUCGCUCUCGAUAAAGCUGAACCAGGCAGUGUCGCACGCGCUAAAGUUAACGCUUUAACUAAACUUCUCGGCAUCAAGGCCUUACCUCGCCCUGUUGCUCAUGUUGUCCCCGAUGACGUCAAUGACAGAUCGAGGAAACUCGUUAGAGCGUUGGAUAGCAGUCACUUCUGGCACCAUUUCGAUGAAGCCCCUUUGAGUGGUACAUUGUCCUAG
Molecule: messenger RNA, 1077 nt
Organism: Wallemia ichthyophaga EXF-994
Lineage: Eukaryota; Fungi; Basidiomycota; Wallemiomycetes; Wallemiales; Wallemiaceae
Exons: 1
Coding region: 1-1077 (358 amino acids)
Source: RefSeq, a predicted model, not a curated record